This is a messenger RNA of Meloidogyne enterolobii, 300 nucleotides long. The record is from the annotation of a GenBank genome assembly. Lineage: Eukaryota; Metazoa; Nematoda; Chromadorea; Rhabditida; Meloidogynidae.
AUGUUGGAAUUAUUAGCUCAAAUAAAUGCUUCUAUGGAACAAUUAAAGCUACUUGAUUAUUCUGGUGCUCUAAACUUAGGCUCUCUCCGACUUAGAACAGAAUUUACUGUUUCAAUUUUUUAUAAAUCAAAAAGUGCAGGUGCUAAAGGUGUGAAUUCAGGGAAAAAGAAGGGCGAACAAGAAAUGCAAUUAUUACUUUUUGAUGGCGGCAUUCUUUUAUGUAAAGAACGUUUACAGACAACAACUCAACAAGGCUGUAAAUAUUUUGAACAUAAAUUUUGUAUUCCAAAAGAAUCUUAG